CCCGGUCACAACGCGGGGAAGUUGUGUUACUGCGUUGCCAUGGGGUUUUGUGAAACCUAUAGACUGCGAUAGGGUCCCUGCUUUUCUUCUGAGUCUGUCUUUGAUGAAGGAGGAGGAAGAGAUCCCUAUUACUUUUUUUUCUUCUCCCACCAAGACUCGCGGCGGCGCGUUACGAGGAGGAGAAACGAAAGGAGUCGCCGCAUCCAGGAAAGGUGGAGAGGGAGGAAGAGAAGCAGGAGGAGGAGAAAAAGGAGGAGGAGGAGCGGGAGGAGGAAGAGGAGGAGGAGGAGACACGGAGCUGCUCCGGUUGAGACCAACAGCGAAACGAAGAGGCUCAACGUUUUCACCGGUUCCACCUCCAAGCUCUUUCUUCCGGCGCUGGAUGCAAAUCAACUUUGGAGAGAAGAGCUGCGGCAUGAGUUGCACCUGAGGGUUGUCCAAGUGAGACGAAGCCCUCCAUUGUUUUUCCACAGCAGGAUUAGUGGUGUGCUGCAGGAGGCUGAAACGCCUCAGUGGGCCUGAAGUGCUGACCCCUGAAGGGCUGACCCUGAGGUACGGCAUCUUCAGCCCGUCCCGGAAAUGAACUAAGCUCACAGAGGAGAGCGCUGGUUGGUCGGUGAAGUCCUGAAUCCUGCAGUGAAACCAUGAGGUCACAACGAAGCUCCGGAUUGGCUGGUAGGCUGAGGCUGCUGGUGGUCUGCUGCCUCUUUGCCUUUCACACAACCACAGCUAUCGAUAUUCCUCUUGAGGUUUUGGGUCACGUAAACAUUGAGCAGCUGCCCACCAUCACAGAUCAGGCUCCCAGCUCCCUCAUUGCCUUUCCUUUUGACGAGAGCUUCCCGAUGACGUGCGAGGCCAAAGGGAAUCCUGAACCAAAAUUCCAGUGGAAAAAAAACGGAGAAGAUUUUGACCCUUAUCUAGAUCCUCGGCUGAUGAAAGAGGAAAAUUCUGGGACUUUUGUGAUCCCUAACAACGGGAACCUCACAGAGUACCAGGGAACCUACCGCUGUUACGCUUCAAACAAACUGGGGACGGCCAUAUCCAAGGAGAUUGAGUUCAUCGUACCCAAUGUUCCAAAAUUCCCUAACGAGAAGCUGGACCCCGUGGAGGUGGAAGAGGGCCAGCCUUUCAUUCUGAAAUGUGACCCCCCCACAGGCAUCCCGCCCCUGCAGAUCUACUGGAUGACUAUCAACCUCCAGCACAUUGAGCAGGACGAGCGGGUGUCCACCGGCCUCAACGGAGACCUCUACUUCUCACACGCGGUGGAGAAGGACAGCCGGAGGGACUACUGCUGCUUCGCCGCUUUCCAUAGGAUACGCACCAUCGUUCAGAAGACCGCCAUGUCUGUCAACGUCAAGACAAGAGGAGGUGACAGGUCUGAGAGCGCUAAUGCAAUCCUGGAGAGGAAACCCUCACUUCUGACGCCCCCUGGUGGCAGUUCAGAGAAACAGCUGGUCAAAGGAGAGGACUUGGAAUUGGAGUGUAUUCCAGAAGGAAUUCCAACUCCACAGGUGGAGUGGAUAAAAAUUGGUGAUCAGCUUCCCGUUAAAGCAAAGCUGGAGAAUCACAGGAAGCUGCUGAUCGUUCCGAGAGCCCAACAGGAGGACAGUGGGAGGUACAUGUGCAGAGCAAAGAACCCACUGGGAGAAGUUGUCCAUUACUUCACAGUGACAGUUGAAGGUCCUCCUGAGUGGGAGUCAGAGCCACAGAGCCAGCUCAGUAUGAUCGGCUCCCACGUCCACAUCAAGUGCUCGGCCCGUGGCAUCCCGGAGCCCACCAUCACAUGGAGGGUGAACGGCCAGCUGCUGCAGGACUCCCCAGCAGCCAACAGGAAGAUGCUUGGCGAUACCAUCUUUUUACAGAACGUCAAAGCCUCUGACAGCGCCGUCUAUCAGUGUGAGGCCUCCAACAGACAUGGGACCCUUCUGUCCAACGCCAACAUCAUGAUCAUGAACUUGCAGCCAAUGAUUCUCACCAGUAACAGGGAGUUUUACUCUGCAGUGGAGGGACAGAGAGUGAUGAUGCACUGUAAGGUCUUCAGUUCCCCUCCUUCAGCAAUCACUUGGAGCAGGGAUGUCUCCUCUGAGUCGUUGGUGGGGCCCCGGUUUGCGCUUCAUGACGACGGUUCGCUGGAGAUCCACUCGACUGAGAAAGAUGAUGCGGGACAGUACACCUGUUUGGCUAAAAACAUGGAGGGUUCAUCUGCCAUCGACGCUGUGCUCUACAUAAAAGAUCCCACCAGAAUAGUGGUGGCCCCAAAGGACCUGCAGAUCUUAAAAGGCAGCGCAGCCCAGCUCUCCUGCCUGGCAGAGUACGACAAGUCCUUCAGCAACGACUUUGAGCUCCUGUGGGAGAAAGAUAACACACAGAUAGCUCUCAACUAUACAGAGAAUCCCAGAUACAUCAUGGAGGACGGCUAUCUUAACAUCAGCGACGUUAACCAUGGAGAUCAGGGUGUGUACAAUUGCGUGGCGAAGACUCCGCUGGACAGAGACACAGCUUCAGCCUUCCUCAUGGUGUUAGAUGUCCCCGUCGCUCCAGAGAGUUUGGUUUUAUCUGAGCACAAGAGUAAAAGCGUAAAGCUGGAGUGGAUUCCCGGGGACGACCACAACAGCUCCCCUACAGAAUUCGUCAUCGAGUUUGAGGAAAACAAGUGGGAGCCAGGAAACUGGAAGGAGCUGCUCCGAGUCCCUGGGAACCACAACUCUGCCAUCCUCAGGCUCCAUGGUCACAUUGAGUAUCGCUUCCGUGUUUACGCCAUCAGCGCCAUCGGAGCGGGGCCACCCAGCGAACCCACGGAGAGAUACAAGACCCCCCCGUCAGCCCCUGACAAAAACCCAGAAAAUAUCAAAAUCGAAGGUCAUUUGCCACAUGAAAUGAAUAUCAACUGGGAGCCGCUGCUGCCCAUCGAGCACAACGGCCCCGGCCUGGAGUACAAGGUGAGCUACAGGCAGCAGGACGGGCAGGAGGAGUGGACAGAGCACACCGUGAAGAGGCACUCAUUUGUGGUGCGAAAAACACCCACCUUCAUUCCCUACGAGGUUAAGAUCCAGGCCAGGAACAACCAGGGGUGGGGGCCCGAGCCCAGGAUUGUGAGCGGAUACUCAGGAGAGGACUUUCCCUCUGCUGCACCUGACAACGUAGCUGUGGAGGUGAUGAACAGCUCAGCGGUCAGAGUGACCUGGACACGUGUCCACAAGGACAAGCUCCAUGGACAUCUGGGAGGCUACAGGAUAAACUGGUGGCGCCUGCGCAGCCUGGUGGACUCGAAGAAAAGCCACGGAGACAAACACUCUCUGGCGUUCCCCGGGGAUCGGACCCAUGGUACUGUGCCGGGCCUGACACCCUUCUCUGAGUACAGCCUCAUUGUCAUGACCUUCAACGGGCGAGGCAACGGUCCGGGCAGCCAGCCGGUCAACUUCAAAACCCCAGAGGGAGUCCCAGAGAAAAACCCAGUUUUGAGGGUCACAGAUGUAAAGAGGAACUCUGUGUCUCUGGCCUGGGCCCCUCCUUUGGAGCCCAAUGGGAUUCUAACAGGAUAUCUACUGGAGUACCAGCUCAUUAACGACACAGAGGAAGUUGGGCCUUUGCAGGCUGUGAACAUCAGCAACCCUGACACCACCAAGUGGAUCCUGCAUGAAUUAGAGCCUCUGAGCAAAUACAAGUUGUAUCUUCGCUCCUGCACUGUGGUUGGCUGUGGGCCCGUUGUCAGCGAGGAGAGCACCACCGCCCUGGAAACAACUUCUUCUUUGGCUCCUACUAUUGGCAUCAGAAAGUCUCUCUCAACGACGACCACUCCAAAGUCACAUGUGACCAAACCCACACGUCCCAACAUAGGCCUGGCCAGCGUCCAUGGAGGAAUCUCCACCCAGGGCUGGUUUAUCGGCCUCAUGUCUGCCAUCGCUCUGCUCACACUCAUCGUGUUGAUUGCCUGCUUUGUCAACAGAAAUAAAGGAGGAAAGUAUUCCGUGAAAGAAAAAGAAGACCUUCAUCCAGACGUGGAGUCCCAGGGCAUGAAUGAUGACACAUUCUGUGAAUACAGCGACAAUGAUGAGAAACCGCUGAAGGGCAGCCAACGCUCCCUCAGCAAGGACAUCAAGGCGGCGGACAGCGGGGACAGCCUGGUGGACUAUGGCGAUGAGGACGUUCAGUUCAACGAAGACGGCUCGUUCAUCGGCGAGUACGGGAGCCGCAAGGAGAAGAGGGCGCCGGCCGAGGUCAAAGCGUCCACUCAGACCCCAGUGUGAGGAACAGAACGCCUAGCCAGUUUCAUCCUACCCACAUGGAACCAACAAACCCAGGAGGACAGAGACAUUAUCGAAGACUGCCGAACAUUUGUGUCAAAACGUAAUGAGUCUGCACACUGUCAUACUCAUCCUCUAAAGCUCUGUUCCUUCACACUGCAACAUGAGCGUUACUAAAUACUAUGUAUAUAUAGUGUAUAUUGUAUGUGUUGAGUGUUCCUUUUUUUAUAAUUAUUAUCACAAAAACUUUAGAAGUGGUGAUUUGUUUUGUAUUAUUUUCUCUUCAUAUUGGUGUUUUCAGCUGCACUCUGGUUUGUAUAAAUGCACUCUCACAUCACGCUAUGGCAUUACAUGAACCACUGAUGUCACUGUGUUGCAGACAAGUGGGGAGAAGUUGAUAUUUUUCCAGUCGAGCAAUUAUUACUGACCUUUUUAUAUCUGAAACAAUUCAUUAAAUUUGAUGUAAUUUGUGUAUGAAAGUGUGCCUAUUAACUUGUUGUUCUCAGUGGUUUAUACCUGACAAAAUAAUGAGGAAAUCUACAUACCACUGCAUCACCAUAGCUAUCCUGAGACAUGAGUGUCCCUGUUAUCAGCAGCUUCAGUCUUUGGUUAAUGUGAAGCCCCUUCUCCAUAGGCGUCCUCUGGCCACAUUCCUCUCCAUUUGCAGAUCCUUCCUGAUUCCUCACAGUUUUUUGGAACCACUGCAGGGUCGGUAAGCGUGGGUGUUUUUACUUCUGAUGGUCCAGUAGACUUGGUUUGAUUAGGAACCAAAACUUCGACAUGAGGUAAAAAAAACCUCAUGUCGCAGCAGCAUUUUCAGCUGCUGCGACAUGAAUUCACUUUCACACUGAACUGAGUGAAACAAACCAAACCCUCUGAGCAACCCAAGAACCACAGGAGAAAACAACACGAAAACUUCUGAAGGAUACUCCUAGUGCAGUUUCCGUCUUUAUAAAUUAUGAACAAAAUUUUACUGGUUGUAGUUUUUUCUUUUGGCUUUGGUAAAAGACUGUAACCAUUGUUCCCCCAAGUGCUAGACUAGGCACAUGAACUAGAGUUCAGUGAAAACGGACUAUAGAGGGAUGCUGUGAAUGCAUCGUCAAUCAACUUUGCUAGAAGAGAACACUCAGCAUCAACUGAACAGGGAAAUUUGCAACAAAUAUAGCGAGAAGUUUCAGAAAUCCGUCUGCCCACAAAAUGACAUUAUUGGAGCACCAACGGCCCUCCCAUGGUUUUGCCCAUGUUCAUACCCCAUGGUGAGGAUCACACUCCCAGAUUGGAUAAAAUUCACCAAAACAUUGACCGUCUAAAGUGAGACUUGACAAUGGAGAAAGGGUUUUAUUUUUCCACAUAUUCUCAUCUUCCUGAAAUAAUAGC
Messenger RNA from Poeciliopsis prolifica (blackstripe livebearer), 5621 nucleotides. It is a transcript of the gene chl1b, whose product is annotated as cell adhesion molecule L1-like b. Gene Ontology annotation, biological process: brain development; cell-cell adhesion. Gene Ontology annotation, molecular function: cell-cell adhesion mediator activity. NCBI's taxonomy places the organism in Eukaryota, Metazoa, Chordata, Actinopteri, Cyprinodontiformes, Poeciliidae. The record is from RefSeq and is a predicted model, not a curated record. The transcript has 30 exons. The coding region runs from base 645 to 4247 and encodes 1200 amino acids.